UUGCGGGUUCUGCGACUGUCACGUGACCCAGCUGUUCUUGCUGUCAAAUCAAACGUGAGUGGCGACUAUGCGCUCACUCAUCGGACUUGUCUGCGUGGUCGUCGCUGCAACCUUGUACCUUUAUUUACUAUCUUUGAACUUGCCCCCCGGACCGCCGAGACCCGCUCAGACCGCUGGCGAGACCCAACAUGCCGAUUCGGGAGCAGAAGGGUCCGCUGAGAGAACCGAGGACACAAGAAGCAGAUUGAAGUUUCCAUCUGACUUGGAGGAUCUACGGGAGCUGUCUGAGCUUCUUCAAUUCUACAAGACAGAGCACACGGCCUAUGUGUUGCUGCUCUUCUGCAGCGCUUACCUCUACAAGCAGUCCUUCGCUAUCCCUGGAUCCUCCUUCCUGAACAUCUUAGCGGGAGCCAUAUUCGGCCUGCACUGGGGCCUGCUGCUGGCCUGUGUGCUCACCACGGUGGGCUCCACCGCCUGUUAUCUCCUGUCUCAAGCCUUUGGGAAACACUACAUCGUCAGCAUCUUCCCCGAUAAGGUGGCCAUGCUCCAGAGGAAGGUGGAAGACAACAAGGACUGCCUGUUCUUCUUCCUUCUCUUCUUGAGGUUCUUCCCCAUGACACCCAACUGGUUCCUCAACAUGUCCGCCCCCGUCGUAAACAUUCCCGUCACCUUCUUCUUCUGCUCAGUCUUUAUCGGUCUACUGCCCUACAACUUCAUCUGCGUGCAGACUGGCGUCAUGUUGGCGGAGGUCUCCUCCCUGGACCACUUGUUCUCCUGGCAGCGUCUCUGGCAACUUCUGGCCACGGCUUGCGCGGCGCUGCUGCCCGGCGCUCUCAUCCGCCACUACGGCCAGCGGCACCUCAAAGGGACAACAACGCACGAGCACAACGGACUUUCUGACAACAAGAAGGUCCACUGACACAUCGCGUGGGUUGUUCGUUUGAACUACUAGAACUGACUGUCGGUAAACUUGAUGACAGUUCGUCUAUACAGGGCACAUACGGAGAGGGAGAGGCACUUGUGCGUGUUGCGCAACUUUUGACUGUUGUAAACAUCUACCUCACCAGUAAUAAAACUCUAGCUUUGACAACACAAGUUAAAACGGAACAGAGUACAAAAUAGCAUUUGUAAAGUGAAAAUACAACUUUGACUUUUAAAUACUGGACAAUCAAGUGUAACUUGCCAAAGUCAGGUAUAUGUGUAGAAAAUAAAUGGAAGUUCUUCAUUUUUAGUAAAUGUAUACUUCACCCAUGCAGCAGAAAGCCUUUCAAUUAUUCAUACUUUGUACAGCAUAAAUUCUGCAUUUACAAAAAUAACAAUGGUAUUGAAAAAUUUUAUAGAUUUACUUACUGUACUGGUAAGUGUGCGCCACCGUUGGAAACCUACUUUCAAAAAAGAGCAGAUACAAGGGAGCAUCUUUCAAAUGGUGUUUAUUGCUCAGAUCCAGAUUUGCUCAGCAAUACAGUUCACUCACAAGUCAAAACAACAGUACGCUCGGGGACCAGAAAGGCACAGGUCCGCCAUAAAAAGCGUCAAAACGCGGACCCCAUGUCAGUCCGGCGCACAUCAUCCGUGACCUAUUGACAUGUUAGAGACCUUUCGGCCUGGGGGACAUUGGAGGGGUUUCACUUGUUGGACACACACACUCACACACGAGGAAUCUCCCAAAUGGCGAGAUGUGUAAAACCACUAGUAGAAGUUUAGUGCUAUAUGAGGCGUCUGGCAUCCAAACGUCAUUGAACAAAAAACUGCUGCAGUUGAAGUCAUCCAAAUGCGCUCUGCCCUACCGUGUCCUAAGUUCUAUUAUUACACACGUGAAUCCUCUUGUCAAUCUACUUUUAUUUCUACACGACCUCCGCCAAGGAAGUUAAUGUGGGUUUUGUUUCGUUAAAAGCAUUACGCAGAAACAACGACGCCAUUGAGGCCACGCAGAAGAAAAAGAAUUACAACUACGGUAAAAAGACGGUAAAAA
Messenger RNA from Syngnathus acus (greater pipefish), 1972 nucleotides. RefSeq names its product transmembrane protein 41aa (gene tmem41aa). Bases 68 to 919 code for a protein of 283 amino acids. Lineage: Eukaryota; Metazoa; Chordata; Actinopteri; Syngnathiformes; Syngnathidae. The transcript is spliced from 5 exons. The record is from RefSeq and is a predicted model, not a curated record.